Molecule: messenger RNA, 3813 nt
Organism: Brassicogethes aeneus
Lineage: Eukaryota; Metazoa; Arthropoda; Insecta; Coleoptera; Nitidulidae
Source: the annotation of a GenBank genome assembly
UAAAACCUUUUGUCUGAGUUUUGCACGGCAGGCCGUUUUUAAUUUCAGCAGUUGUUUUACCACAUAAAAUCCCUACAAACCGAAAUAACCGAGGGAACGAAAUCGAUACCAAAACUGUAAAGUUCGCGUUUUUCAUUUCGCAAAAGUCAAGGUUAGCUUUUUCGAAAUUAAUCGUUAUUUUUGUGGCGCCAAGGCACAAUGGUCACGGUUUUUUAGCAUCGAUUUUGCUGUUUUUUUAUUGAACCUCCUCCAACCCGCGCGGUUGCCGUCUGCAACGUAUGGACAGACGACCGUCAACGACUGUUAAAAACCGACACAGGCCGCCCACGACCCGUAUGAAACCUUUGGUCACGUCCAGUCGUCGUCUUGCGUCGUUACGCAGGCAGUUCAGCAGAGAUUUGCAGGAAUGGCCGCAUCACAAAACGGAAUUGACAGUAACAACGUCGUCGCGCAGUUGCCGCACUUCGUCGGUGCCGCGCGGAAACGCGACAACGCCGCCUACGGCGUUCGUGGCGACAGCGCCCUCUCUGCGGACGGUGCAGUAAGUGGUGGGGGUAGUAGUUCGGCGUUGCCCGAGGGGGGCGCGUCGAACGGUGUGCUUAGUGAUAGUGAUGAUAAUGAUAAUGUAGGCAGAGAGGGGGGUAGUGAUGCCAGAAGGGGCGGGGGUGAGUGCGCUGAGGAGAUCGAGGAUGGACCUUUACAGGAUAACUGCAAAAACGACUCAACGCAACACGAGGAAGAUUCCGAAGACAAAUCACCGCUUUUGAGCAACCAGCGCAACUCUAGUCAGGAAAACCAACGCGCCAAAUUGUUAGAAGCCAAGUUUAACGAAAAAAAUACCAAAACAAAAAGCAUAUACGAGAACCCCAUCGAAAAAAGCGAAGCGGAAAACUUGCUCAAGAAAGUCAUUAUAAUAGAUACUGUUUUCAACAGAUCGAAGCUAUCUGAAGAUGACAGACCAGUGCUUCACGUGCAGUUUAACAGCGAAAAAAUCAGCGAUAGUUCCAUCGCGAAGGAUCCUAGUUCUAGCCGUUCAUCUAGUAGUCUAUCAGGUUCUAGUUCUAGUAGUAGCAGUGAAAGUAUUAUACUUACCGAGGCGAGACCGCCCGAUGGUGGAUGGGGCUGGGUCGUGGUUAUGGCCUCGUUCGUAGUCAAUUUAAUCGCGGAUGGUAUAACAUUCUCCUUUGGUGUUAUCUUUGUGGAGUUCCUCAAUUACUUCGGCCAAAACCGUGGCACUACAGCCUGGAUAGGAGGUUUAUUCAUGGCUAUGCCUCUACUGUCAGGCCCCAUCGCUAGCUUUUUAACCGAUAGAUAUGGGUGCAGGAAAGUCACCAUAUUUGGUGCUAUUUUAGCUUCUAUAGGUUUUAUUAUAUCCUCUCAAGCCAAUAGUAUGACGGUGCUAUGCAUAACCUUCGGUAUAUUAGCAGGUUUCGGUUUGAGUUUGUGCUAUGUCGCAUCAGUGGUUAUAGUCGCGUAUUAUUUCGACAAAAAACGUUCAUUUGCUACAGGGUUAGCCGUUUGUGGUAGCGGAAUAGGUACAUUCAUAUUCGCCCCUCUCAUACAAGCGUUAUUAGAUGAGUAUGGAUGGAGGGGUACCACUUUAAUAUUAGCUGGAUUAUUUUUAAACCUCGUGGUGUGCGGAGCCUUGAUGAGGGAUCUUCCGUGGACCUCCGAGCAACAAAAACAGGCCGCCAAAGAGAGGAAGCGUAAUCGAAAGGAAAAGCGAAAAAAUAAAGGUUCAUCGGCUGAUAGUUUCUCGGUUAGUAACAGCACCAACACCGCCAGCGUCCUACAACCGAUUCUAGAGCACAAAGAGUUGGAUAAAGAAGAUUUAAAGCACUGCAGCAGCUUGGUAAACCUACCUACAUACGUAAGAAACGGCGAGAAGGUGCCCAUAGAAGUCCUAGAGUUACUUAGCACCCACAAAAACGUUUACAACGUUUUGAUGACGAAUUAUCCGAACCUCUUGACGCCAUCGAGAAGUUUCAGCGAGUCCGGUAGACUACACGAUGUUAACUUCAUGUCGAGUAAAUACGCGCAGUCGCAGUGUGCCACAUCACCGCCAGCCAAUCAUAACGAAGACUCGGCUUACUUGUGGUGGCUCAAGAGAAACCAACUUACACCUCCUCGCAUGAACCCACAGAAAAAAUUGCAGACGACCACUGCGUUUCUGAGGGAUUUACGUAUACACAGAUUAUCCGUUACGUAUAGAGGCGCUAUGUUGAACAUUAAUAGAUACCGACUACGCGCGUCUUCUUGCCCGGACAUAUAUAGAAACUCCAUGACCACCAUUGCCAAAGAGAAAGUCGUGUGGUACUCCGCCGUCUGGGAUCUGUGGGAUUUGUUGGUCGAUAUGUUCGAUUUCUCUCACUUCGCAGACCCCAAGUUUUUUCUAUUCGCCAUUUCCAACUUCCUUCUCUACACUUGGUACGACGUUCCUUACGUGUACCUCACCGAUAAUGCCAUAAGUCUAGGAUUUUCCGACAAGGAUGCCUCCAUGUUGAUUUCCAUCAUCGGGAUUAUUAAUAUGUUGGGCGAGAUUAUUUUGGGAUGGGCCGGUGACCAACCAUGGGCAAACGCCAGUACCAUCUACGCCGUCUGCAUGGGCCUUUGCGGAGGGAUAAUAGCCCUAAUACCCCUACUUAAGACCUACUAUCCCAUAUGCUUCGUAUCAGGGGCAUUCGGUUUUCUGAUAGCUGCAAAUUAUUCCCUGACCUGCAUCAUACUUGUGGAACUAAUUAGUUUGGAACGUUUUACAAACGCUUAUGGGUUGCUCUUGUUGGUACAAGGGGUUGCCAACUUAAUUGGACCUCCGUUGGGAGGUUGGCUAUACGACAUCACUGGUACCUAUGAUCUCUCAUUCUUCCUGGCAGGGUUUUUCAUCGCCAUUUCCGGCCUGAUGCUCUUCAUACUUCCGCUGGCGAAACGACUGAAAAAAUGUUUGAACAAGAAAAAACCAGACGACAAAAAUUCGACCCAAAAUUCCAUCAAAAACGAGGAAAAUGCCGAAACAGGCGGGUUUUUCUCGUGUUGCGUCAGGAACAAGAACCAAAAAAACGAAACUGAUCACGUCAGCAAAAUCUAAUAACAAUCCUUCCCUUACCCACAAGUGAACUUAAAAUUGGCGUUUUCUAGGAGUUUUUACUAGUUUCCAACUUUGGCAGCCAAAAAAUGAAGAUUCUUACGAAUAUAAGAAAAAUUACCAAAAAAAUAUUUUAAAGUAAUUAUUACUUUGUGUUAUUUUUGACUUAAUUAAUAUUUCCAUUGAAAAAAAUGCAAAAUUACCAAAAAAUUACUUUCAAGUAAUUAUUACUUUGUGGUAUUUUUUUCAGUUUUUGACUACAUUGAUAUAUUCAUUAAAAAUUAAGAAACUUUUAUUUUAUGGUAAUUAUUACUUUGUGGUAAUUUUUUGGGUAUUUCUCCCAAAUCGUCCUUUUUCGCUGCUGUAAUUUUUCUGGUAAAAAAAAUUGGCGUAGGCCUCGUUUUACCGGGGAGUUAAGAUAUUUGCAAUAUUAAUAAUAAAGGCCUCUAAAAAAGGUCGCGAUAGUGUUAUAAAAAUAAGGAAUGUUUUUUGAACGAUUCUUAUAACUUUUUUGAUAUAUCCAUUUGGAUUGUUCCUUAGAUUCUUUACAAAGUAAGGUUAAAUAAAUUAAAAGCUGUUGAUGGUUUUUUUAGUGACCUAACAUAAUAUACCAAUAAUUUACUACCUCUUUAAAAGAUUUUUGACAAUUAUUGAUAGCUCAUUUUUCUAUUAGGAUUAUAGAUAAUACUUACCAAACGCGAACUUUUUUAAAGUGAUUGUAAAGAUGUCCA